GGAGAACCUGACCCGAGCCCACCGAGAUCGAGGAUGAUGACUGGACCCACCAGUACAUGGCAGCGAGAGCAGGGGCCCCAAGCUGAGUGACGUGGACAGGACCUGAUGCUCCCAAGACCACGAGGGCCAGUCGAGAAGAUGUGACAACAGGCAGUGGCUCAGGAAGCGGGCAUGGAAGGACUCUCUCCCGAGGCCGCCCCCCGGGGCCCCGAGGCGGGAGAAACCUGGAAACAAGAGGGUCAGGGCAGGGACCGGCAGGAAAGCCAGGUAAGCUGCGUGAAGCAAGAGGCCGUGGCCCCCGGGGAAGACCCCGCCGGGGAUGGCGUGCGGGCGCAGGACGGACUCGGCGGGACCCCGGGAAGCGGAUCCAGCCCUCCCCGUACCCAAGCCGACAGCAGGCCCCCGAGGCGCGGGGCGCCGAGAAGGAACUCCAAGCAGAAGGCGGCCGACCCGGGUGAGGAGGAGGAGCGAGCGGGCGGCCCCAGGAAGCCGUGGACGUGUGGGGACUGCGGCAAGGCCUUCAGCUACUGCUCGGCAUUCACCCUGCACCAAAGAACGCACACCGGGGAGAAGCCGUUCGCGUGCGCCGACUGCGGCAAGGCCUUCAGCCAGAGCGUGCACCUGACGCUGCACCGGCGCACGCACACGGGCGAGCGGCCCUACGCGUGCCCCGAGUGCGGCAAGGCCUUCAGCCAGGGCUCCUACCUGGCGUCGCACUGGCGCACGCACACGGGCGAGCGGCCGCACCGCUGCGCCGACUGUGGCAAGGCCUUCGCGCGCCCCACGCACCUGGCGCAGCACCGGCGCGUGCACACGGGCGAGCGGCCGUACGCGUGCGGCCAGUGCGCCAAGGCCUUCCGCAACCGCUCGUCCUUGCUGGAGCACCAGCGCAUCCACACGGGCGAGAAGCCGUACGCGUGCGCGCAGUGCGACAAGGCCUUCCGCUUCUCCUCGGCGCUCGUCCGCCACCAGCGCACCCACACUGCCGAGCGGCCGUACGCCUGCGGCCAGUGCGCCAAGGCCUUCACGCAGAUCGCGCACCUGGCGCAGCACCGGCGCGUGCACACGGGCGAGAAGCCCUACACCUGCCCCGAGUGCGGCGCGCCCUUCAGCCAGAGCGCCUCGCUCGCCGAGCACCGGCGCAUCCACACGGGCGAGAAGCCGUACGCGUGCGCGCAGUGCGGCAAGGCCUUCACGCAGGUGUCGCACCUGAGCCAGCACCGGCGCGUGCACACGGGCGAGCGGCCCUACGCGUGCCAGGACUGCGGCCGCGCGUUCAGCAACCGCUCGCACCUCGUGCAGCACCACCUCGUGCACACGGGCGCCAAGCCCUACAAGUGCCUGGAGUGCGGGGUGGCCUUCAGCCACGUGUCCUCCCUCAUCGAGCAUCAGAAGAUCCACACGGGCGAGCGGCCCUACGCGUGCCCCGAGUGCGGCAAGGCCUUCAGCCAGGGCUCCUCGCUCACGCUGCACCAGCGCACGCACACGGGCGAGCGGCCCUACGCGUGCCCCGAGUGCGGCAAGGCCUUCCGCAACCGCUCCUACCUGAUCCAGCACCACAUCGUGCACACCGGGGAGAAGCCCUUCGAGUGCGGCGGCUGUGGCAAGGCCUUCAGCUUCUCCUCCGCGCUCAUCCGACACCAGCGAACGCACGCCGACAAGAGGCCCUACUCGUGCAGCCGGUGCGGCGACACCUUCACGCAGCUGCAGCACCUGACGCGACACCUGGGCUCCCACCGGGAGGAGAAGCCGGUAGGCAGCCGCGAGCCUGCAGACUUGGCCCCUGGCCUGCGGGAGGAUGAGAGCUGACGUUCAACAGGGAAGUCUUCCGUAGCCGGGCAGCGCGCCCAGCGCUUUCACACCUCACUUCUUGCCUCGCGGCGCUGAGGGGAGAGCCCCUGGCCUCCCGGUGCUGCCCGCGAAGAACCCACGGCUCAGAGAAGCUCGGUGACGCGCCCAGGGUCCCACGGGGAGGAAGUCCCCGGGCCGGGACUCGACCCCACGUCUGCCAGACUGCACGCCCCCUUCCCCCCACGCACACCCCCUGCCUCCCGGUGCAGAAUUAUAAAUGUGACCCACAACAGUAGCCCCAAAGAAGUGUCUGUGCGUCUCUAGCGAGCCUUGUAAUGGUUGAAGGUUUUAUGACAGUAGGUAUUUGUUCAAUAAAUUUAAUCGGAUAAAAGGUUCGGCUCCUUUGGUGAAGUGGGUAUAUUGACUAAGGGAGCGAGGCCUGAAGGAGAAGUGUAG
This is a messenger RNA of Callorhinus ursinus (northern fur seal), 2247 nucleotides long. RefSeq names its product zinc finger protein 835 (gene ZNF835). Gene Ontology annotation, biological process: regulation of transcription by RNA polymerase II. Lineage: Eukaryota; Metazoa; Chordata; Mammalia; Carnivora; Otariidae. Gene Ontology annotation, molecular function: DNA-binding transcription factor activity, RNA polymerase II-specific; RNA polymerase II cis-regulatory region sequence-specific DNA binding. The record is from RefSeq and is a predicted model, not a curated record.